Molecule: messenger RNA, 1677 nt
Organism: Penicillium manginii
Lineage: Eukaryota; Fungi; Ascomycota; Eurotiomycetes; Eurotiales; Aspergillaceae
Exons: 3
Coding region: 1-1677 (558 amino acids)
Biological process (GO): amino acid transport; transmembrane transport
Cellular component (GO): membrane
Molecular function (GO): transmembrane transporter activity
Source: RefSeq, a predicted model, not a curated record
AUGGAGAGCAAGAUGGAUGCAGUUCAGCCUCAUUCUUCGGGGUCCAAGCCCCCUUUUGAGAGCGAGCGCUUCAAAUUUGACGAUCGCAUUAGUGAUUCAGAUCCAUCUGCGGCAAAUGGUCUCCUCGAGUCGCUCGGUUAUGAGCCUGAGCUUACAAGAAACCGCUCAACCCUCCAGGUUGCGUUUAUGUCGUUUGUUCUAGCAUCGAUUCCAUACGGUCUUGCGACUACAUUCUUCUAUCCUCUGGUUGGCGGUGGGCCAGUGAAUAUCAUCUGGGGAUGGUUGAUCGUGUCUCUCAUCAUUCUUUGCGUCGCCGCAUCUCUAGGUGAAAUCACAUCGGUGUAUCCGACCGCCGGCGGUGUCUAUUACCAAUCAUUUAUGCUGUCGCCCCCAAAGUACCAGAGAAUUAUCGCCUGGAUUUGCGGGUGGUCUUAUGUGGUCGGUAAUGUUAUGAUCACCCUUGCAGUAAACUUCGGAUCCGCGCAAUUUAUCAUCGCCUGCGUUAAUGUUUUCGAAGUUUCCCCGGGGGUGGGCAUCUUCGAAGCGACAACCUAUCAGACCUUUCUCAUUUUCCUAGGGAUCACCCUUCUGUGUAACGCAGUAUCGUCUCUAGGGAAUAAAUGGUUGCCCCUUCUGGAUACCUUCGCGAUCUUCUGGACACUUGUGGGUCUUUUAGCUAUUGUUAUCUGUAUUUUGGUCAUUGCAAAGGAUGGCAGGAACAGCGGCGCAUAUGUCUUCGGACACUUCGAGCCACAAUCAGGCUGGCCUGAUGGCUGGGCUUUCUGUGUUGGCUUGCUCCAAGCCGCAUAUGCCACCUCUUCAACUGGAAUGGUGAUUUCGUGGGUCUCCCUUUUCAAAAUCAUUCCCAUGCAAACACCAAGCUUACUAGAAUCCAGUAUGUGUGAAGAGGUCCAGGAUCCAUCUCGGCAGGUACCCAGGGCAAUUGUCGGCACCAUCAUCUUGAACACAAUAGCUGGGCUCCUUUUCCUCAUCCCUCUCGUCUUUGUGCUUCACGACUCGGCAGCUCUCAUCGCUUUGGUGUCUGGUCAACCAGUUCCGACCAUCAUCAAAUCGGCAAUUGGCAACUCGACUGGGGCAUUCCUCCUGUUACUUCCGUUGGCUGUGCUUGCUCUUUUAUGUGGUAUAGGAUGUACAACCGCUGUAUCGCGCUCAGUUUGGGCUUUCGCGCGAGAUGGAGGUAUUCCAUUCUCCAAACACUGGAAAGUGGUCAAUCAGUCGUUGGGUCUGCCUUUCAAUGCGAUGAUGCUUGGAAUGGUCAUUGAGAUUGCCCUUGGCCUCAUCUACUUCGGCUCCACUGCUGCUUUCAACGCUUUCUCCGGCGUUGGCGUCAUUACCCUAACAGUGAGCUACGCAUGCCCGAUUGCUGUCUCAUUCAUGGGUGGUCGUAGUCACAUCAAAAAUGGAAAGUUUGAUCUCGGUAAACUUGGAGUAUUCUGCAAUAUCAUUGCAUUGGCGUGGAGUCUACUUGCCGUUCCUCUAUUUUGCAUGCCGUCCUAUCUUCCUGUCACGGCGGAGUCCGUCAAUUAUGCGCCAGUUGUAUUCGUCGCAUUCAUCAUCAUUGCUACAUUCUGGUACUGGGUCUGGGGCAGAGAGAAAUACGUUGGCCCUCCUACCGCCGAUGAGGCUGUCAUUGACCUUCGCCUAUCCGGCGCAUAG